AUGUCCGUUGAAGCCCGCUCCGAGUCAAAUGGCAAAGCGCCCGCCCAGUCUUCGGGCUCCCACCAUCGGUCCGCGUCCGGGCUGGUCAAUGUCCAACCUGCUCGUCUGGGCGAUUUGCAACCCAAAUAUGCGCAAAAGAUUCAGCACGAUGGUGAUAAUCCCGAUGCCCACGGGUGGUAUUCGGGGAUGAUCCACACCCUCGGAGAGUGUAUCGGAUUCUUGGGCGCCAUCCCAUGCUGUAUUUGCUGCCCUAACCCGUUCAAACCAGUGGCCCAAGGCGAGGUCGGUUUGGUGUCUAAAUUCGGACGGUUUGAGCGUUCUGUCGACCCUGGUCUGGUUAAAGUGAACCCUCUGAGCGAGCAUCUUACCGCCGUGGAUGUCAAGAUUCAGAUCGUUGAGGUCCCUCGUCAGGUCUGCAUGACCAAGGAUAAUGUUACCUUGAACCUGACCUCGGUGAUCUACUACCAAAUCGUCUCUCCCCACAAGGCUGCUUUCGGUAUCUCCAAUGUACGUCAGGCGCUUAUAGAGCGCACUCAGACAACUCUACGCCAUGUCAUUGGCGCCAGGGUUCUGCAGGAUGUGAUCGAACGACGUGAGGAGAUUGCGCAGUCGACGUCCGAGAUUAUUGAGGAUGUGGCAGCUGGCUGGGGUGUCCUGGUCGAGUCCAUGCUUAUCAAGGACAUCAUCUUCAGCGAUGACCUGCAAGACUCGCUAUCCAUGGCUGCGCAGUCCAAGCGUAUCGGCGAAAGUAAGGUUAUUGCUGCUCGCGCCGAAGUGGAGUCAGCCAAAUUGAUGCGACAGGCUGCCGAUAUUCUUUCCUCUGCCCCUGCGAUGCAAAUUCGGUAUCUCGAGGCCAUGCAGUCCAUGGCCAAGACCGCAAAUAGCAAGGUCAUCUUCUUGCCUGCGAUGAACCAAACUGUGCAGCAACAGCUCGCGGCUGCCGAAAAUGCCGGCGAAGGACCUAGUCAAUAUGGGUCUGGACAGGUGGACGAUGGAUUUCAACGUGCGAUGAAUGCACGAGUGGUUGAAAAUAUCUGA
Aspergillus tanneri is the source of this 1038-nucleotide messenger RNA. Its product is annotated as slipin family protein. Bases 1 to 1038 code for a protein of 345 amino acids. The transcript is spliced from 4 exons. Lineage: Eukaryota; Fungi; Ascomycota; Eurotiomycetes; Eurotiales; Aspergillaceae. The record is from RefSeq and is a predicted model, not a curated record. Gene Ontology annotation, cellular component: plasma membrane.